Adineta ricciae is the source of this 999-nucleotide messenger RNA. The record is from the annotation of a GenBank genome assembly. Lineage: Eukaryota; Metazoa; Rotifera; Eurotatoria; Adinetida; Adinetidae.
AUGACAACAACGACUGUAUCGAGUCAUCUAUCAGCAAGAACUAUUACGACUACAUCAAAAUUCUGUUCUAUUCCAGUCAUAAAUGCAAUAUGGAGUCAAUCAAGUGUUGUAGUUGUUAAUCCUCUUGGUAAAUGUUUACCAGACGAGAAUAGUAUAUGUAGUGCGCGAGAUUUCUUUCUUGAUAAUAUUCAUAAUACUCUUUAUAUUGCUGAUACGGAUAAUAAUCGAAUACAAAAAUAUUCGCUAAAUGAAAGUUACAAUCAAAGCGAAGGUGCAAUUGGCAUUACUGUUGCUAAAAAUGGUCUUCUUUGUCCACAAUCUGUCUUCGUUGAUAUACAUACAGAAGAUAUGUAUAUUAUGGAUUUGGAUAAAAUGGAAAGAUAUACCCAAUAUGGCCAUGUCUCCUAUCGUGUCCAUUUAUGGAAGAAAAAUGAAAAUGUUGGAAGAAUUUUACUUAGUCAAACAACGGAACAAGGUUUUUCACGAAAUAUUCAUCAUCUUGCACUAGAUAACCAAAUGAAUAUAUAUGUCGGAACAACAUAUUUUAUUGAAAAAUGGUUAGCAUCAACAAAUUAUGCCGGAAGAAUUAUUGUUGCUGGAAAGGACAAAGGCAAUCCAUCAUAUUUAAGAAGUCUGCGUGAUCCAGGUGCCUUUUUUAUCACUGAUGAUCUGACAUUAUACAUAGCUGAUUGGCAAAAUAGACUUAUUCAACAAUGGAAAGCCAAUGCAACGUCAGGUGAGAUAGUGAUCGAAUUUUUAUCGCGCGUCCAAGGAAUAACAAUGGAUUGUAAUGGAUACAUUUAUUUUCUUGACGAAAGUACUGGCAAAAUUUGCCAAAUAGAUAUGGUAGAAGGUCAAAGCCGAGAGAUUGUCGAUUUUAAAAAUACUGAUGGAACAUCCAUAUUAAUUCAGCCAGGAAUGAUUCACAUUGAUAAACUUGGUAAUAUUUUUGUUCUGGGUAGACAACAAGUAUAUAAAUUUCCUCUUGUACAUACAUAA